AAGUCUCUCACACACGCUUUCUUUCUAUAUUAUACGCACCAAACUACUGUAGUAGUUGGCUAGAAUGUAUAAUUCAAAAAGCUUUAGCUAGCGAUACAUCGGAAGAGUGAUGGAGAUUCAAGAAAAGCAAAAGGAGACAGAGAGCACAAGCGCAGGAUCGAAGAACUCGUCGGAGAUAACGUUGGACACGGCGUCGCUGCCCAAUCCCAUCGAUCCAGUGAAGUUGAAUACGCAAUACAGUUUCAACUAUUGGGGUUCUCGUGGCCACCGAGGCCUCAUGUUCAAGAUCAAUGGCCUCACUGGAUCUAAAGGUUGGAACUAUCUCGAGAACCGCUUUGACGAGUGGGCCGUCGAUGAAAAACUCCCCAAAAGGCGCUUCGGCCACUGCAUAGGCAUGAACGACUCGAAGAAAUUUGCUGACGAACUUUUUGACGCAUUAUGUCGUCGGGGUGGCAUAACUUCAUCUUCCAUAACCAAGGAUCAACUGCGCCAAUUAUGGGAACGGAGUUUUGAUUCAAGGCUUCAUAUCUUCUUUGAUAUGGUGGACAAGAAUGCCGACGGAAGAAUCACGGAGGAAGAUCUUAAAAAGAUUAUCGCCUACUGCGCUUCCAUUAAUAACCUUCGGAAAAUACAAGAACGUGCAGAAGAAUAUGCGGCCUCAACCAUGGAGGAGUUGGAUUCGGACAAGAGAGGAUUCAUUGAGGUGUACCACUUGGAACAGCUUUUUCUGGAAGCAGAACCAGUACAAUCAACUAACAUGACCGAAGAUGAUCGGGUCUUAAGCCAAAUCCUGAGUCAAAAAUUAAUUCCAACCAGAGAGUUCAACCCCAUCAAGCGAUGGUUCCGAGCAAUAACCUGCUUUGUUGACGACAAUUGGAAACAGAUUUGGAUUUUAGUCAUUUGGCUUUUAAUUUGUGCUGCCCUUUUCAUUUGGAAGUUCAUCCAGUACAAGCAUCAUGCCGUGUUCCAUGUCAUGGGGUAUUGUGUCACAUCAGCCAAGGGUGCUGCUGAGACACUUAAGUUCAACAUGGCUUUGAUCCUGUUACCUAUGUGUAGAAAAACCAUCACUUGGCUAAGAAGUAGGACCAAGCUAGGAAUGGUUGUUCCCUUUGACGACAAUAUCAAUUUUCACAAGAUGAUAGCUGUUGGCAUUGCAAUUGGGGUUGGGAUACACGCUAUUUCGCAUUUAACUUGCGACUUCCCGAGGUUGUUACAUGCAACAGACAAGGAAUAUGAGCCCAUGAAAGCAUUGUUUGGAGGUGAGAGACCCAACAAUUAUUGGUGGUUCCUGAAAGGGACCGUGGCUUGGACUGGGAUAACCAUGGUUUUGCUUAUGGCUGUGGCCUAUAUGUUUGCUCAUUCUUUGUUUCGACAGAGCAGACUAAAGCCCCCUAAACCUCUCAACAAGCUCAUUGGCUUCAACGGAUUUUGGUACUCUCACCAUCUUUUUGUCAUCGUUUAUCUGCUUUUCAUCAUCCACGGGUACUACUUAUACCUCUCCAAGAAAUGGUACAAGAAAACGACUUGGAUGUAUCUUGCCAUUCCCACGAUAUUAUAUGCAAGCGAUCGAUUACUUGGUGCAUUUAAAUUUGGAUACACAAGACUCCAAAUUUUGAAGGUUGUAGUGUAUCCAGGAAAUGUCUUGGCCUUGUACAUGUCUAAACCACAAGGAUUUAAAUACUUUAGUGGACAGUAUAUUUUUGUUAACUGCUCAGAUGUCUCCCCAUUUGAACGGCAUCCUUUCUUUAUUACAUCAGCCCCUGGAGAUGAGUACGUAAGUGUUCACAUUCGAACUUUGGGUGAUUGGACAUUGCAACUAAAGCAUGUUUUUGCCCAGGCAUGUCAACCAGCAAGUGGUGACCAAAGUGGUAUAUUACAAGGCAACAACAUACAAAGAAUGCCAAAACUCUCAAUUGAGGGUCCUUACGGAGCUUCAACACAAGAUUACAAAAACUACGAAGUAAUCCUUCUUGCGAGCCUUGGAAUUGGUGCCACACCUAUGAUUAGCAUACUCAAGGAUAUACUAUACAAUUUGAAACAACAGAAAGACGUAGAAGAAGGAAUGGUAGAAAAUGGAGUGAAGGACAAGAGAAAAGGUUUUGCCAUCAAGCAGGCCUAUUUCUAUUGGAUUACUCGUGAACAAGGUUCCUUUGAAUGGUUUAAGGGUGUGAUGGAUGAUGUUGCUGAAUAUGACGAGGAUGGAAUAAUCGAACUUCAUAACUAUUGCACAAGUGUGUAUGAGGAAGGAGAUGCUCGAUCAGCGUUGAUUACAAUGCUUCAGUACCUCCACUAUGCCAAAAAUGGUGUGGAUAUAGUUUCAGGCACAAGGGUCAAGACACAUUUUGCUAGACCUAAUUGGCGUAGUGUCUUUAAACAUGCUGCCCUCAAACACCCUGGCAAAAGAGUUGGUGUUUUUUAUUGUGGGCCACCCACAUUGGCUGGAGAAUUUAAACGGCUCUCUCUUGACUUUUCCAGGAAAACCAAUACGAAGUUUGAUUUUCAUCAGGGCUUUUGAAUACUUUUAUAAUAGUACAUUUUUUCAGAUUUGUAACACAUACUUAAGGAAAAUAAAUUAGUUUAUAUUAAUUUAAAUGUGAUUGCUAGUCUCGAUAUAUUAAUUUAACUUUUAACAC
Molecule: messenger RNA, 2633 nt
Organism: Abrus precatorius (Indian licorice)
Lineage: Eukaryota; Viridiplantae; Streptophyta; Magnoliopsida; Fabales; Fabaceae
Product: respiratory burst oxidase homolog protein B-like
Exons: 12
Coding region: 110-2515 (801 amino acids)
Cellular component (GO): plasma membrane
Molecular function (GO): NAD(P)H oxidase H2O2-forming activity; peroxidase activity; calcium ion binding
Source: RefSeq, a predicted model, not a curated record